Molecule: messenger RNA, 4002 nt
Organism: Caenorhabditis elegans
Lineage: Eukaryota; Metazoa; Nematoda; Chromadorea; Rhabditida; Rhabditidae
Gene: F27C1.11
Product: Doublecortin domain-containing protein
Exons: 28
Coding region: 1-3816 (1271 amino acids)
Biological process (GO): intracellular signal transduction
Source: RefSeq, marked reviewed
AUGCCUACUACUCCAACUAUUCCCGCUCGUAUUCAUGCCUCUCGUCUUAUCCACGCUUUCCGAACAGUUUCAGCCAAAGAGGUGCUCUUUGUUCUCAAUGGUCGUGGAAAAUUCCAUCGUGAACUGAUUAAUCCAAUGAAAAUGCCCACUUUGGAUCAACUUUUGGAGGAGUGUUCCACACGUUUAGAAAUAGCAAUUCAUCGUCUCUAUACUCCACAGGGAAAACUGAUAACCACUGUUGAAGAAAUUUUAUCAUACGAUGGAUUAAAAAUUAUCGCAUGUCCGAGAAAUGAACGGCCAUAUUUGAAUGAGAACUCGACAAAAGAAAAGCUUCCGCAAAUCCUGCCAAAAAGAUAUGCUCCACGUGAAGCCUAUUCUAUAUCAGAGAAGAAAUCUUCCACCGGAGGUUCGGAUCCUGCAACUUCGGGUAAUUCUUCUGGAAAUAGUAUUGAGAAAAGACAACCUCUCCCUUCAAUCAAUAAUCGAUAUGUUUCACGAAGACCACAAGAAAACGGUGUAUCAAAUUCUACAACUACCACAUCUCCCUAUGUUCCAAAAUCUUAUGCAUCGAAAUUGAAACAAACGGUUCCUCCUACUACCAAAUUGAACAAUAAGACAACUUCUAAAGAAGUUAAUAAAAAGCCAAAAAAGGAUACUGCAAUGUCAAGUGCAGAAAGUAAUAAAACCAAAGAUUCUGGAAAAGGAACUUCUUUGAAUAAUAGCCAACAAUCUGAGAGACAUGAAAAAAUGACAGAAAAAAAAGCUCAAAUGAUUCGUGAAGAAUUACGUACAAAUUUAAAACAACAAAAUCAUCAAAAUAGUAGUUCGGAUCAAUAUUCGGAAGAGGAUUUAAUUCGAGAAGCAGAAAGUGAUUUUGAACAUGAUGCAACUGGGAUCCAAAGCGGAACAAGCGAUGAAGAAGAAGAAGAAGCAGCAACAUCAAAUGCAACAAGUGCAGCUGAAAGUGCAAAGAAACGAUCAGCUCAUUCAAGUCAUAGAACUCCAGCACAGAAAACACCAUCUACUUCAGAAUCUGACAGAUUACCAAGUUUAUCUAAAUCAAAAAUGAAUCAGAAACAACGGCGGAAAACUAUGAGCCGACAGGAUACUCCUUAUCAAGCUACGCCAUCCCGUCAAACAACAGCAGCUACCGAAGCUUCUCGUCUCAGCACAUCUGGAUCAUCAGAACCUCACUCGCGAUAUUCAUCCCGACCGACAACAUCCUCUACAGCUGUUCGUGAAGUUUCAGAUGAUGAAGAUGAAGAUGAAAAACAUGAUAUGAUGAAUGGCACAAUAGAUGAAGAGGACUCUGGAAAUGAGGAAGUUGAUGACGAUGACGACGAAAGUUUGAGAGAAACACCGGCAAUCCAUACACCUGAUACAAGGUUGCCAACUUCUACAUCAAGAAAAUCUACAGCUGGUUCGGCUCGUAGUUUUGCGAGUGAAAGCUCCAGAGCGUGGAGUAGAAUAUCGGGUUAUAGUGAUAAGGAGCAAAUUCUCCCAUCUGAUGAAGAAGAAGAUCCAUAUCGUGAUAUAGGUACUGCUGAACGGGAACGGCUUGGUGAAGCUGCCACAAAGAUUCAGGCUGCAUAUAAAGGGUAUACUGUUAGGAAGAAGCAUGUUCAAUUCUUGAAGGAGAAAGAACGGAAAGAACAAGAAAUAUUAGAUUAUGAGAAACAAUUCAUACAUUACACAUUCGAAGUUAUGUUAGGAAAUCGAUUUGGGUUGGAUUUUGAUACACCCUUAUUUUUUGUGCUUCAUGGAGAAAAUGGGUCAAGUGAGAAGAUUUACACGCAGGCUGACGAUUGGUUGUUUUUGCCUAGUAGUUGUUAUGAUCCCGAGUCAUGGAUUUUAUCAAGUACUCGAUCUUUGAAAUUAGGAGUGCUCACGAGUAUAGAUGUGGGUCACGAACAAGAGGGUUACGGAGCCGGAACUUUCAUCGAUAAAAUUGUAAUAACUGAAGAUGAAAAGGGCGCGAAAGAGUGUAGAAGAUUUUAUUUUCAAGUUGAAAAAUGGUUUGAUAGUGGUCAAGUUGAUGGAUUAAUUGUGAGAAAUAUCAAAGUGAAUAGCUUUUUGUAUUUGGUUUCAUCUACGGAAAGAGGAGAAGGUGUUGUCGAACGGAAGAAGGAAACGAAGGGUCGUUGGGAAUUCCGCCUGCAUACUUUGAAUUCAGAUCUUGGAGGAACGACAUCUCAUUUGAAAAUUAUUGGAUACGGAGAUGAGAAUUGGCUAGCAGACGACAUUCCGAAUGAUAGCCUUCUCCGUGAUCCGUCUCAAGUUCCACGAAUUCAAGUUGAUUUCGGAAACAUUGGACGGCUUCAAAAAGUUCGAUUUGAAAUUCAGCCAGCCGGUGAUCAGCCUAACUAUUAUCUGGAAUAUGUUGAAGCUCAGGAUCUUGACACAAGGGAACGAUGUGUAUUGAUGGUGAACAAUUGGCUUCUGAAGGAAGCAACGCCGGGAUAUCGAAAGUUUCAGUCAUUCAGGGAAAUUGCCAUCUUUUCGAACAAUUAUUAUCCAGCUUCUAUCAGAACAUUCGAAGGAACAGUUACAUUUGGUGAUAAGUCACUUAUUCCACCUGGUGACUCUCCAAUCAUUCUGCAAUUAAUUUCGCAAGGAAAAAAUCAUGAUGAUAUUCCAUUGGAUUCUUCUGGAUAUUUUCCAAUUGUGGGAACAAAAAUGAAAAAUGGAACCACCAGCUAUGGAUACAAAGUUGAAUUGGUCACUCUUGAUUCUCUGCCAAGAAUUAGAAUUCUUCCCAAUGUCACUGAUCUUGGAAAAGAUAUUCUUGAUGGACUUCAUCUUUUAAAAGGGGUUUUUGACAACAUGGGCGACAAGGGGUUUUUAAAAGAAGAGGAUAUUUCCGUGGGAGAACAGCUUUUUAUCGAGGAAAUAGUCCAAAAAUCCGGUGAUCAUUACCCUUACGUAUGUACAUACAUAAAAUCCACAAUCGAUGUUGAGGAGAAUUUGAGCCGAGGCCCAUUUAUGAAACAGAUAAAGCCAAGUAAACACUCAGGCGCCAGUUCAAUUUCGACAGCGAAAAAGUUGAAGAAAGGCGAGAAGAAGGUAGUACAGGAGACAGUGAAUUGGCAGUUAACUAUGAGUUUGGAAAAAUCUGCCAAUCAUCAUCAUCCAAUAAUUCCAACAGUUGUACUGGUGACCAGAGAUCGACAAAUUUUUGAAAUGGAAUGUGAAAUGGAAACCCCAGAGCCUCGAGGUUCAAUGAUGUUUUUAAGAUAUACGUUAACUACUACAAACUUUGGAAAUCCGUUUAAAGUUCGAUUAUCAAGUGAGGAAGAUGGUCCAGAUGUAGAAACCCAUGUUCAUAAGAUGAUGCUCAACGAGCUGGAGUCGAAAACUUGCGUGUUUUUCAAAGUUUCAUGGGAACUGCAAGCAUUUGAAACGAUUGAGCAGGAGUGCACAUAUCCAGAUGUUGGAGAUAAUGGAAGCCGCGAUUAUGAAGUACACAUUCGAACCUUGGAAGGCGGCGGAAACUUCCGACCGUACAUUAAUAUAAUCGGAGACAACGGAGAUACCGGACACAGACCAUAUGCAGGAGUAAUUGAUUUUAAUCCAGAAAAUGCAAUGAUAAUGGAAAGUAUUGGAGCUAUCAAUCUGAAAGAGUUGCGGAACAUAGAAGUAUGGGCCAAAAUUGGAGAGCCCAUGAAUUGGAAGGGAAAUAUUACAAUAGUUACAUCGGAUGAAAAGAUUUAUGAGUCAGAAGAUUUAGAAUUAUCGAAAAACGGGCAAAUCGCAUUAUCCCCAUUGAUAUUUGUUGGAGUGAAUGAGCCGGUUAUUGAUGGUGAAAGUUACAUUUAGAUAUUAUCUGGUUAUCUACCUUUUUGUCUAGUCUAAUAUUGUUUUCAUUUUUUGUUGUUGAACAAAUAUUUAUUUCAAAUCAAUAUCCUUGUUACUUAUUUGUGCUUCGUCUUCUUUUUUACCACACACGGUUCAAUAUCACUUAAAGUCUUUCGGAAUUCAAUAUUAAUGAAUGAUUUAUGAGUU